AUGGAGUCAGAGAGGCGGGGGGAGAUGGGGCUGGGCACUGCGGAAACAAUGAUGGAGAAAAUAAAAGAAGGAAUACCAAGAGAGUGGAUGAGAUUGAUUGAGAGAGAGGCUGGAGAGAAUGGAAAGGGAGAGAUUGAGAUGUUUGUAGGAGGGAGUGAGAGGAGAGUGAGCCUGGUGAGUGUGAGAACAAGAGUGCUGUAUAAAUGUUUCAGAAUGAAAGAUGUGAGGAGGCCGGCUGCAGAAAAAGUGUGGGAGAGAGUUAUGAAAGGAGUGAGAGGGAAAAAGAUCUGGGCAAAUUUAAGAGUGAAGUGGAACUGUCAUGAAUGUGAAAACUUAGAUUUCAAGUUACGUCACAACAGGGUGUUCAACAACUUAAUUAUCAGCAGAUUUGAUCUAAGGGUGAAGAAAGAAUGUGAUGUGUGCAGAGUGGGUGUGGAAACAUGUAUGCAUGAGUUUGUUGAAUGUCCCGAACUAGGGUUUUACUUCGAGAGAAUGAGGGAACUAAUAAAGAAAAAUUGGAGAGGGAAGUAUGUAGAGAGGAUGGAUUGGAAGGAGCUGUGGCUGUUUGGAGUGAAUGAGAGAGUGAGAGGGGUGAAUAUCGGUCUCCUGAAUUACACACUGAGUCAUGCAAGAUAUACUGUCAAACUACGGAGAAACAUAGCUCACUAUGAACAAAAACAUGCAGAUGUAUGGAAGUUAUUCAAAAACCUAAUGAGGAAAAAUGUAAACACCCUGUAUCAGUAUGUAGAAAAAGAGGAGUUUAACAAACGCUUCAUAGAAGGCAGCAAAUUCAUAGAGCGGAAAGGUGAUUGCCUGGAAUUUAAUUUCGAAUAAAAUAAGGUCUGGAUUUAUUUAUUUAUUUAUUUUUUUUGUUGAUGCUGUUGUUGGUGUAGUUGUUUUGUUAUGUAUGCAAAUGCACUGAUGUGCACGUAUGCUUAUGGAUUCAAACACGAAUGACGGAAUGUGUGUGUAUGGGUAUGUAUGUGAAUAUAUAUGUUCACAAGUCUAAAAUGACAGAUGUAUGUAAACUGUACUGAGCUUGUAAAAAAAAAAAAAAAAAAAAAACACGCCCGAUCUCGGAAGCUAAGCAGGGUCGGACCUGGUUAGUACUUGGAUGGGAGACCGCCUGGGAAUACCAGGUGCUGUAAGCUUUUCUUUUCUAGUAUCUUGUGCCGUGUUCUCUCUCCAAGAGGCUAGGAUAUGGGUCUUUGGGGAGCCUGGGGCCUGUUCUACGAAGCAGGAUUACUGCUUAGCGGGGUAACUUCGAUAGUAAGUUCGGGGUUUCCUGUUCUACGACGCGGGUUCACUUCUUAGCGAGGAGAGUCUCCAUAGCAAUAUAUGCUGAACGGCUAACCUGCUCCGGGGCAGGUUAGGUUCCAGAUUGAACUCACUGAGUAUAAAAACCCCGCCCACUGACCAAUGAGCUCUCUCGAAAAACGGUUUGUCCGUUCUUGGAGGAUCCUGUAGACCUCGGUGCUCGCAUUGUCCGAGGAGGAGCACUCCGGCUCGCGAGAGUUUUCAGGGAGAGUUUUCUCCGGAUGACCACCUCUAUGAAAGGCUCAUAUGGCCGACAUAUUACACAAAACAUGUAAACACGAUAGGAAUGAACAAAUGAAUGAUUCAUCUUGGGAAUGAAUGGGCAUGAGCUGCAGGGGCUGCGCGAUCACAGACAACAUCUCGGUACUAUUUAGUAGCAGCGCACGCCCCUUAUAAUAACCCCGUAAAUACUGUUGUUCAGGACUGCUUACUUCUGCUUCCUACCCACUGUAACAACCGUUGUUCUUGCCCACAUGCAACAUUUUUGUUCUCAUUCAUGAAACGCUUAAAUCACGGACAUGUUCAGAGACAGCUUUAGCCGGGGACAGAUCAUCCAAUUCGGGGACUGUCACCUUAGUUAAAAGCGCAUGUUGAACAGUGCUAUUUCAGGGUGAUAAUGGCAUCAAAGACUAAUUUUCUGCCAGCAUUCCCUCUGUGCUUUUGCAGCGGCGACGGUGUUGCUUUUGAGGUUUGUGAUAGCUUUCAAUUCUUCAUACUUUCUCAUGAUCGUCUCCUGCUCCUCGUUUGUAAAGUCUGCGGUCCUUCACUCUCCAGCCUGCUGCUGUGACGCUCCAGACUGAUCCAUGUUCGCGAUUGGUCAGAUGCGGCGAGCUCCGCCUUGUAUGUGUGCACGCGCUCAUAGCAAAGCCGGAUCUACUUAUGAGGUUGAUAACCAGCGUCGUAAAACCGCUUAGCGAGACCGCCGGCUACCGCGCUAAGUUGAGCGAGGUAGCUCUCAGACUACCUCGCUAAGUUGAACUUGCUUCGUAGAACAGAGGCUAGGAUAUGGGUCUUUGGGGAGCCUGGUCUUUAGCUUGGACCAAUGCAAAUACACUUGGAGAUGAGCCUUCAAGAUAAAUGAAAGAAAGAGUCAAAAAAAGCACAAAGAGCGGGAGGACUGAGAUCUUGUCAUGAAGCGGAGCAAAGGAGUGGAGCAUGAUGGACUGCAGAGAUAGGCUGUAAAACUAAGCUUGACUGCGUAUCCGGGUGUUUUCUUGAGCGACGCAUUGUUCAUUGAAAGUGAAAUGCUGAUUCUAAUUGAGAGAACCACACAGGAGCACGUUCAAAUAGCUCAUUUGGAGCCUGUGUCAUCGCUUACGGCCAUACCACCCUGAACACGCCCGAUCUCGUCCGAUCUCGGAAGCUAAGCAGGGUCGGGCCUGGUUAGUACUUGGAUGGGAGACCGCCUGGGAAUACCAGGUGCUGUAAGCUUUUCUUUUCUUGUAUCUUGUGCCGUGUUCUCUCUCCAAGAGGCUAGGAUAUGGGUCUUUGGGGAGCCUGGUCUUUAGCUUGGACCAAUGCAAAUACACUUGGAGAUGAGCCUUCAAGAUAAAUGAAAGAAAAGUCAAAAAAGCACAAAGAGCGGGAGGACAGAGAUCUUGUCAUGAAGCGGAGCAAAGGAGUGGAGCAUGAUGGACUGCAGAGAUAGGCUGUAAAACUAAGCUUGACUGCGUAUCCGGGUGUUUUCUUGAGCGACGCAUUGUUCAUUGAAAGUGAAAUGCUGAUUAUAAUUGAGAGAACCACACAGGAGCACGUUCAAAUAGCUCAUUUGGAGCCUGUGUCAUCGCUUACGGCCAUACCACCCUGAACACGCCCGAUCUCGUCCGAUCUCGGAAGCUAAGCACGGGUCGGGCCUGGUUAGUACUUGGAUGGGAGACCGCCUGGGAAUACCAGGUGCUGUAAGCUUUUCUUUUCUUGUAUCUUGUGCCGUGUUCUCUCUCCAAGAGGCUAGGAUAUGGGUCUUUGGGGAGCAUGGUCUUUAGCUUCGACCAAUGCAAAUACACUUGGAGAUGAGCCUUCAAGAUAAAUGAAAGAAAAAGUCAAAAAAGCACAAAGAGCGGGAGGACUGAGAUCUUGUCAUGAAGCGGAGCAAAGGAGUGGAGCAUGAUGGACUGCAGAGAUAGGCUGUAAAACUAAGCUUGACUGCGUAUCCGGGUGUUUUCUUGAGCGACGCAUUGUUCAUUGAAAGUGAAAUGCUGAUUAUAAUUGAGAGAACCACACAGGAGCACGUUCAAAUAGCUCAUUUGGAGCCUGUGUCAUCGCUUACGGCCAUACCACCCUGAACACGCCCGAUCUCGUCCGAUCUCGGAAGCUAAGCAGGGUCGGGCCUGGUUAGUACUUGGAUGGGAGACCGCCUGGGAAUACCAGGUGCUGUAAGCUUUUCUUUUCUUGUAUCUUGUGCCGUGUUCUCUCUCCAAGAGGCUAGGAUAUGGGUCUUUGGGGAGCCUGGUCUUUAGCUUGGACCAAUGCAAAUACACUUGGAGAUGAGCCUUCAAGAUAAAUGAAAGAAAGAGUCAAAAAAGCACAAAGAGCGGGAGGACUGAGAUCUUGUCAUGAAGCGGAGCAAAGGAGUGGAGCAUGAUGGACUGCAGAGAUAGGCUGUAAAACUAAGCUUGACUGCGUAUCGGGGUGUUUUCUUGAGCGACGCAUUGUUCAUUGAAAGUGAAAUGCUGAUUCUAAUUGAGAGAACCACACAGGAGCACGUUCAAAUAGCUCAUUUGGAGCCUGUGUCAUCGCUUACGGCCAUACCACCCUGAACACGCCCGAUCUCGUCCGAUCUCGGAAGCUAAGCAGGGUCGGGCCUGGUUAGUACUUGGAUGGGAGACCGCCUGGGAAUACCAGGUGCUGUAAGCUUUUCUUUUCUUGUAUCUUGUGCCGUGUUCUCUCUCCAAGAGGCUAGGAUAUGGGUCUUUGGGGAGCCUGGUCUUUAGCUUGGACCAAUGCAAAUUCACUUGGAGAUGAGCCUUCAAGAUAAAUGAAAGAAAAAGUCAAAAAAGCACAAAGAGCGGGAGGACUGAGAUCUUGUCAUGAAGCGGAGCAAAGGAGUGGAGCAUGAUGGACUGCAGAGAUAGGCUGUAAAACUAAGCUUGACUGCGUAUCCGGGUGUUUUCUUGAGCGACGCAUUGUUCAUUGAAAGUGAAAUGCUGAUUAUAAUUGAGAGAACCACACAGGAGGACGUUCAAAUAGCUCAUUUGGAGCCUGUGUCAUCGCUUACGGCCAUACCACCCUGAACACGCCCGAUCUCGUCCGAUCUCGGAAGCUAAGCAGGGUCGGGCCUGGUUAGUACUUGGAUGGGAGACCGCCUGGGAAUACCAGGUGCUGUAAGCUUUUCUUUUCUUGUAUCUUGUGCCGUGUUCUCUCUCCAAGAGGCUAGGAUAUGGGUCUUUGGGGAGCCUGGUCUUUAGCUUGGACCAAUGCAAAUACACUUGGAGAUGAGCCUUCAAGAUAAAUGAAAGAAAAAGUCAAAAAAGCACAAAGAGCGGGAGGACUGAGAUCUUGUCAUGAAGCGGAGCAAAGGAGUGGAGCAUGAUGGACUGCAGAGAUAAGCUAAAAAACUAAGCUUGACUGCGUAUCCGGGUGUUUUCUUGAGCGACGCAUUGUUCAUUGAAAGUGAAAUGCUGAUUAUAAUUGAGAGAACCACACAGGAGCAUGUUCAAAUAGCUCAUUUGGAGCCUGUGUCAUCGCUUACGGCCAUACCACCCUGAACACCUGUGUGCAAUCAGCGGUGAUCAGCAGUAGCAGCAGCAGCAGCAGAAGCAGCAGCAGAAAAAGGACCUUACUUGGAAGCUCUAUUCAGUUUGUAUACCCUUUUUUUAAAGGACUUUUUGAGGGGAAACAGUCGAUUGUGUAUCCAGCCGGGACACAUCUUCAAAGACUGCCACGAAUUCAGGUGCUUCCGAUGCGGUAAGCAGGGACACUAUGCACGAGAAUGUGAAGGCAGAGGAAGAGGAGAGACCGGAGGGGAGCAGGAGAGAGGAGAGGAGGAAAGGAUGGAGGAGGGAGGAGACGAGGACAGAGGAGUCGAGGAGGGAGGAGAAGAGGACGGAGGAGGCGAGGGCGAGGGAGAAGAGGAGGGAGGAGAGCAGACGGAGAGGAGAGAGGAGGAGAGUCGGCGGAGCACAACCAACGCAGAAGAAGAGAGGGAACAGACUGGGGGCGCAAAGACAGAGCCUAAAGAUCUUGGGCCACGCUGUCGGGAGGAGAGAGGAGGGGAGGAGCUGGUGAAAGGAGGAGAAGCAGAGACAAUGGGGGGAGGAGGUGAGGACACUGGGGAGAGGGACAUAUAGGCGGGGGGAGGAGGGGAAUACGACAGUGGGGAAACAGGGGAGUCAGGGGAUGACUUGGAGGACAUGGAAGAUAUGGUUAAAAAUAGGAAAAGGCCGAGAGGAAGAAGGGAAGCAGUUUUUGGGAAAUUAAAGAAAACAUGAAAAGUAUGUUCAGAACAAGACAAAACACCAACAAGGAUAUAUUGGUUUAUCUUCGACUUAUUUCGGGCCUUCUUUUUUUCUUUUUACCUUAAUGAUAACUAUCUCCUCCUUUAAUUCAAAUGGACUCAGGUGUAAAGCAAGGAGACAUGCAGCCUUAAUGACCUGCGAUGCCCAUAUCAUAUGCUUACAAGAAACUCACUGGGAUGAACGGUGUGUGAAUGUAGUAAAGAGAGAAUGGUUGGGUGAAAUGUACAACAAUAAUGGGGGAGAUAAAACAAGAGGGGUGGCAAUUCUAGUGAAGAGGGGAGCGGUUGAGAAUGUGAGAAAGUGUGUGGAUGAUGGUGAGGGGAGAGUGAUUGUGAUCACGUUUGAGCACGAGGGGAAAGAGUAUAAACUAUUGAACGUGUAUGCACCAAAUGAAGAGAAAGAGAGGAAAGAGUUUUUCGAGAGAAUGGGAAGAAUGAGCGGGAAAGACUGUCUGAUUGUUGGAGAUUUUAAUGUGUGGUGUGGAAGACUGGAUGCAUCUGAGAGUAUGGAUUACAGGAGGGACAUGUCCAGGGGAGUUUUCAAAGAAAUGAUGAGAGAGAAUGAUAUGAUUGAUGUGUAG
Molecule: messenger RNA, 6351 nt
Organism: Xyrichtys novacula (pearly razorfish)
Lineage: Eukaryota; Metazoa; Chordata; Actinopteri; Labriformes; Labridae
Source: the annotation of a GenBank genome assembly